AUGCCUCAGAUUAAACAAUCGAGGGAACUUCAAGCUCGUUAUCCAAAGAACUCCGGUAGUGGACGAGUACUCAACAAUGGUAAUGUCGUUCACGCAAUAUUAGACGCUCGGGGUGAACGUUUAAAGGUGGUGGUCAGGCUAAAUGAUGGUGUUGAGGUAGAUUUUCCGGUGCCAACGUCAAAGGAAAUCCGUGACAGAUUUUUCUACAAAAAAGCCAAAUCUUCCGACAAACCUGCCAGACCACCAAACAAAUUCUUCAUAUUUAGGACAAUGUUUCAAGGUGCUGUUGACGCUUUCAAACUUCAAGUUCCCAUCGUUUCUGGGAUUGCAAGUGAAGUGUGGAAGAAAUCAAGUCCUGAAGUCAAGGAGGUUUUCACGAGGCUUUCACAAAUCGCUAAAACCGAGCACAGUGAAAUCAACCCAGGCUAUGUUUACAAACCACAUAGAAGACAGUUGAAAGAUACCUCUUCCGCAGAUAAUGAUGUGGACUCGGUGCAAGAAAGACCCGACGACGGAUCAACUACAUCUUCGCCUUGUCUCUCGAGUAAUCCAUCAUCACCUUGCACGCCAACUUUGCCGUUAUGGUCGGCGACAUCUUCAGAACAUGCUUUGUCUACCCGCUCAACAAAGAAUAAUGAAUCUUAUAUUUCGGCUAAUUUGUCCUUACAAUCGAUGUCUUCGAACUUUCACACCAAUCCAUACAACGAACCUUAUUCGACUUUGCAUCCACAACACCAACUUACCAUCAAUUUUUCUUAUAGUGACCCAACUUACAUUCAUCAUCACCAUCACCAUCAAAUAAAUGCGUUAAAUCUUAUCGCCCAACCGGAUUCAUAUCAAUAUUAUCAACACUCAAAUGUACCAUACGCCUUAAUAAAUUCGACAAACGACGAGACUCUGGUCGAUCAGCAAACAUACAACUCGUACAGACCUCAACUUAUUUCUUACGGAAGUGGCGAAGAGGGUGACUCGACGUCCUCCUAUCAACCAAUGACUUAUUAUCCGUCCGUAAAUCAUGAUUCCCCUCCACACUUCGCUACAAAUUUCACGGAUAUGGUUAACGAAGCAUCGUUAAUUCCCGAGGUCGAAGAGGACGACGAUAAAACUUUAUUGCAAGAAACAACACAGAUGAACUCUCCAUCCAGCAUCUGUAGCUAUGAUCGUAAUUAUUCACAAAGAAUGCUUUCUUUUAAAUACCCGCAAUAUGCCUCUUAUUUACGUAAUAGUAUUUUCCCCGAAUAUUAUCGAUUUAACGAGGAGGUUAUGAUAAAAAGGUUGAAAGAGGAUCACGAGGACUAA
Acaulospora morrowiae is the source of this 1299-nucleotide messenger RNA. The record is from the annotation of a GenBank genome assembly. NCBI's taxonomy places the organism in Eukaryota, Fungi, Glomeromycota, Glomeromycetes, Diversisporales, Acaulosporaceae.